Molecule: messenger RNA, 789 nt
Organism: Aspergillus aculeatinus CBS 121060
Lineage: Eukaryota; Fungi; Ascomycota; Eurotiomycetes; Eurotiales; Aspergillaceae
Product: OPA3 family protein
Exons: 2
Biological process (GO): regulation of lipid metabolic process
Cellular component (GO): mitochondrion
Source: RefSeq, a predicted model, not a curated record
AUGUCUCUCACUCUCAAACUCUCCUCCCUUGUCAUCCGCACACUGUCGAAGCCGAUCGCCAACCAACUCAAAGCACAGGCUCGCGAGCAUGAACGUUUCCGCCGGAUCUGCGUCUCCAUGGCGCAAGGGCUCCACCGCAUCGACAUGCGGCUCCGCCUAGGCAGCCUGCGCGACACGGCCGCAUCUCAGAAACGGGCCGCGGCCGAAGCAGAGCUUCGCAAGCUCAAACCCACCUCCCCGACGGCCAAGACCGAGGCCGAGACCAAGGCGGAAGAGGCGGCCCUCGCCAAGGUCCAAGAGGCGGCCAAACCGGCGCCCAAGCCGCACAUCCGGCCGCUGUCGGAGUCCAAGGCCAUCGAAUCCGGUGCGACGUUCAUCAGUGAGACGUUCUUGUUCCUGGUGGCGGGGGGCUUGAUCGUAUUCGAAUCGUGGCGGUCGCGCCGGAAGGAGACAACGCGCCGGGAGGACGUGGAGACCCGGCUGGCGGAGCUGGAGCAGACGGAAAAGGCGACGAGGGAGGCCCUGAUCGCGCUGGAGAAGGAGCUGCUACAGCUGAAGGCGAAGCAUGGGGAGCUGUCCAAGUCGUCGAAGCGGAUCCUGCCGCGCUGGGUGUGGGAAGAGCCGGAGGAGACGGCCCAGGAGGUCGAGACUCCAGGGUUGCUCACCCGCGUGGCGUCGUUGUUCUCGUUCGGGGAGAGCGCGGAACAGCGAGCUGAAGCGGUGAUCAACGAGAGCAAGAGUGUCAGCACGACAUCGACCGGUGAUGCGCAACAGCCUGCACCAGUGGCA